GACAUUUGAGUCCAACAGCUCAAACCAUCAGAAUGAUGAGCUUAAAAGUUCUUUUUGUUGUGAUUUUAUCCUUUGCUUUGACAAUUUGUCGCCCUGCACCAGAUAAAGGUCCAUGGGAUGUUCUUGGAGAUUUAAUCAACAAAAUUCCGACUGUUCCAGCUAUUCCAAGCAUUCCAGCGAUCCCAACGAUCCCGCAGUUUCCAACAUUUCCGACUUCACCUGCUAAUCCUGGAUUUCCAACAUUUCCAAGUAACUUACCGACUGUGCCUACUUUCCCAAAUAAUCCAACGAUUCCAGAAUUUACGACACCUAAAAUGCCAUCAUUUCAUGACUUCUUUCCUACUUUACCGUGGCCUUUUGGGAGAUAGAUGAAUAUGAACAAUGGCUAUAGAGUCCAGUGGACCUUAAUGUUGUUUUCCCCCUCGUGUCUAGCUUGAAGUGCUGAUAUGUAACUAUUUUUCU
This is a messenger RNA of Chironomus riparius, 462 nucleotides long. The record is from the annotation of a GenBank genome assembly. Lineage: Eukaryota; Metazoa; Arthropoda; Insecta; Diptera; Chironomidae.